Syzygium oleosum is the source of this 1535-nucleotide messenger RNA. Its product is annotated as protein S-acyltransferase 10-like. Gene Ontology annotation, cellular component: endoplasmic reticulum; Golgi apparatus. The record is from RefSeq and is a predicted model, not a curated record. The transcript has 11 exons. Gene Ontology annotation, biological process: peptidyl-L-cysteine S-palmitoylation; protein targeting to membrane. The coding region runs from base 246 to 1289 and encodes 347 amino acids. Lineage: Eukaryota; Viridiplantae; Streptophyta; Magnoliopsida; Myrtales; Myrtaceae. Gene Ontology annotation, molecular function: protein-cysteine S-palmitoyltransferase activity.
AAAGCCAAAAAAAAAAGAAAAGGCUCCUUCCUUUCUCGCUGCGAAGAUUGUGCCCAUCUUCGUCUACGGUCGGCCAGACCGACUUCCCCGAAUCUCUCCGGCGUCCUUCGCCAUCUCUAUGCGGCGAUCUUCUUCCGGUAGCUCCGGCGAGAAGCGCGCUUUCCGGGAGGAUUCGGCCGGCGAGCUCGAUCGCACCGCGCAAGCCCCGGCCUCUGGAUGAAAUCCGAGGGUCCCCGCCGAUCGCGAUGGUGGAUUUCUGCUGCCCCCUCCGGGGCGCGUGCGACCGAGCGUGCGAGCGGUGCUAUCGCUGGUUCCCCUGCCUCGCCGAUCCCGCUCAAAGGUCGUCGUUGUUGUUGAAAGUGGCGCUGGUGGUGCUGCAUCUUGUCUACGCGGGCGUUCUCUUUCUGUUUGAUGGGGAUUUGAUAGAGAAAGCGCAGGAGGAGCCCUGGUACAUUGCUUUAUAUCUACUGCUCUUUGUGGCAACUUUGAUUCAGUACUUCGUGACAGCUUGUUCUUCUCCUGGAUAUGUCCUUGAUGUGAUGAGAGCUGUCAAUGAAGCAAAUGCCAUGUUCACGAAUCGCUUCAAACAAAGACAAACUGCUUCCAGCAAAAAUGGGGCCUUUGUAGUUUCAUCGGAUGGUAAUCAGUCAGCGAGAAAUUUGUUAGGAAGUAAUUCCACAUCUUGGUCAAAGAUGGUGAUGGACUUGUAUACUCCCGGAACGUCUAUAAGAACUUUUACUUGUUCCUACUGUAAUGUUGAGCAGCCACCACGAACAAAGCAUUGUCAUGAUUGCGAUAGGUGUGUUCUUCAGUUUGAUCACCAUUGUGUCUGGCUAGGAACCUGCAUCGGGCAGGGAAAUCAUUGUCGAUUUUGGUGGUAUAUCUGUGAAGAGACUGCAUUAUGCCUUUGGACUGGGAUCUUGUACAUUACAUACUUGACAGCUGACAUAUCAAGGGCUUGGUGGAAGGAUGCAUUCAUGAUAUUGCUGUUGAUUUUUCUAUCAAUUUCCUUGAUUUUCUUGUUCCUUCUGCUGCUCUUCCAUAGCUACCUUGUUCUAACGAAUCAGACCACCUAUGAGCUCGUAAGGCGCCGACGUAUACCAUAUCUUAGGGGUAUUCCUGAAAGAGUUUAUCCUUUCAGCAAAGGUGCUUGCCGAAAUUUGUACCACUUUUGUUGCGCCAGAAGCAGUAUAUAUGAUCUAGAACAGCUGCCCACAGCACAGGAACUGGAAGAGAAGUCAAAACCAUUUACCUGUUUGGAUGCUUUUACCUGUCGCUGCUGCUGCUGAAAUUAGAGAUUUUAUCGCUGUUUUCUCAAUUUUUUGCCCUUAAGGUAUAUAAUGAGUUUUUCUCAGGAUAUAUUGGCAUUAAUUUUAUUUGUCAUGAGAUGCAACGGCAUAGAAAUGGGAGUUUCAUUUGUUUCUCGAGUUUUGCUUGUCAAGAUCAAAUUCUGUCAGAUUUUAGGCCUUGUUAUUCUGGUGGAAGUAUCAAGAAUUAUUUAUCAAUUUACCCAGAUUUUGAAGCUUAAUUCCGAA